Messenger RNA from Eptesicus fuscus (big brown bat), 1977 nucleotides. RefSeq names its product translocase of outer mitochondrial membrane 5 (gene TOMM5). Lineage: Eukaryota; Metazoa; Chordata; Mammalia; Chiroptera; Vespertilionidae. The record is from RefSeq and is a predicted model, not a curated record. The transcript has 2 exons. Gene Ontology annotation, cellular component: mitochondrial outer membrane translocase complex. The coding region runs from base 77 to 232 and encodes 51 amino acids.
AGCUUAUUUCCGGGCGCGAGGCUGCGGCUGAGAAGAGCACAGCGCGGCUGGGGGAAGCCGGUGAGGCAGAGCCGCGAUGUUCCGUAUCGAGGGCCUCGCGCCGAAGCUGGACCCCGAGGAGAUGAAACGGAAGAUGCGCGAGGAUGUGAUCUCCUCCAUACGGAACUUCCUCAUCUAUGUGGCCCUGCUGCGAGUCACUCCUUUUAUCUUAAAGAAAUUGGACAGCAUAUAAAGAUUGGACGUUACAUGUGACUGCAUGAUAUGAAGAACCUGGUUACAGUUUCUACUCUGCAAAUGAAUAGGCCCAGAAAGAUGUAAGAGACUCUGGUUGAAUGGACAUAAAAUUUCUGCUUGUUAAGAACAAGUUUGGUUGUGGUAACUGACCUUCAUAGCUAAAACAGAAAACUACUUGGGAAACACGAAAACACGUUUCUUAUGCCUGUGAUACUCAGCCUCCAUGGAUGUUGGUAUAAUUGUAAAUAAUGUCAAACUCCAUUUUCUAGCAAUUAUUAAUUAUAUAAGGGAAUUAUGUCUGCAGUGGCCCUGUCUUGUCAGUCAUUUCUAGUGACCUUUUUACUUCUGUCAGGAGUAUAUUGAAGGGCUCCUUAUGAUUAGUUCUGUUUUAUGGAAGCCAGCACACAUCCACAACAACAUUUAAGCACAGGACCAUUAGUCUAUAUUUUUAAUAAAUGUACCAAUUAAGAAAAAUUGUGUUGUUUUUUUUUUCUUCUAAACCUGCUUUUUGCUGCAAAUCAAUCACUGAUGAGACUACUGUAAUAUUGUGAUUAUUACAACUCUAUGAAAUUGAGUUCCUCUUGUUUUGGAAUGGAGAAUUUGCUAAUCCAAUGAAGCGAUAUUGUUUCAUUAAGCAACCUUUGUGAAAGGCAUCAUUCCUGCUUGGUGCUGAAGAUAUGUAAUACCACCAAAGGAAAAAACCGUGUAUUUUUAAAGUCAGAUAGUUCUCCAAGUUUGUUGGAGAAGGGGACAGUCUUGAAUCUUCCUCCUGGAGGCAGUGCAACUACAUUCACCUCUUCUUAGUUAAUUAUCUUGGUAUUUGCCUCAUGUCUCUAAAUAACAUGAUUGUAUGGAUUUUUCUGUUUUAGACUUACUGACUUCUCCAUGUCAGUAAGGAUUUAGGUCUUUUACCUCCCUUACUCAUACAUCUGAUUUUUUCUUCCUUUCAGUGUACUUAGUAUGAUUUUCAUUAGAUCAAUUUCAUUAGAAUUCCGGGUGCUGUUCGUUGUUUUCGUUUCCUGCACAUCUUUUUGUUUUUCCUGGGCUUAGUUUUCUAUGAAUUUACCACUAAACCAACUAAACCUUUUGCCAUUGCUCCCAGUGUUCAGUUUCAUUAGAUCCACUGUUUCAUCUUGCUGAAUUUCUCCUGGAGCUUUCUGACCUGCCUCAGUCUAGACUCGAAGUUUUCUGUAUAUGAUGUGUGACUGUACUCUGGGAUCUCUCUUCACCAUCAUCCUGGGAAUUCCUUUUCCUCUCCUCCCAUGUUGGAUCUCUUGUUUUCUGUAUCUCAUGUCCAGUGUGCAUUUUUUCACUGAAUCUUUGUAUUGAGUGCAGUACCCUGUCCAUAACUGCCUAGCAUCCCAAAAUCCAGAAAAUCUGCUAUUUUACCCUUUUCAGAAGAUGAACUUCUAAUUUGGUGAGGAGCCUGCUUAGCGAUGUAGAGUUGCUCAGAGCAUCUGCCUACUUAAACCUUCAACCAAUUCUUAUUUUCGUGUCUACCCCUUCACCUCCUACUUCCACAAGCAUAUGAAGCCACCAGUUCCUGAGCCUUUUAGGGAUCUAUGAUGUAAAUUGGGUUGUUUUGCUGUUCUUACUGUUAACUCAGGAUUCCCUUUUCUUGGGUCUGUCAUGUUAUUUACCACUUGUCCAACUGCUUUCCAACUUCUAACUUUGUUGCUGUUGUCUCUUUUCUUCCCUCCUUUUAGGUUUGUACCCUAAGACAAAUAAAAAUCUUUGCUGUCA